AUGGUUCAAUUCAAAGACCAGAGCUCUGAGGAAGAGUCCAAAAACGACGAUAUGAACUCACAAAAAUCUGCUUCGCCUGAGCACUCGCCUUCCAGCGGGAAAAGUAAGCGCAAAUCUGACGAUGAGGGGCAUGGCGAUGGAAGCUCGAAGAGGAAGAGAAAGUCCAAAUCAGAAAAGAAUUCUCAGCGCAAAGCCAAUGGAUCUGUGCCAAAGAGGAGGCACAGUAUGAGCAAGCCUGCUCGAGAUGCUCGCGAUGAUCCUUCUCCAACCCGGCCCAACUUGGAUGUGGAUGAAGUAAGAUCGCCAAGUCCAGUUAUCGAUUUCGACGGGUUGAGCCGGCCAAGCCUGGGAACCCGUGAGCGAAAAGAGGAAUCGCCCGAACAAGCUGCUGCUCGUCUGCAAAAACUUUCCGGAGCUGUCAGAACAAUCCUCGAAUGUCUCGGCGAGGACCCAGAUCGUGAAGGUCUCUUGGGCACUCCAGACCGAUAUGCGAAAGCAAUGCUCUUUUUUACGAAAGGCUACCAAGAAAAUGUUCGUGACAUCGUCAACGAUGCUAUAUUCCACGAAGGACACAACGAAUUGGUGAUUGUGAAAGAUAUUGAAGUCUUCAGUCUCUGCGAACAUCAUAUGGUACCCUUUACAGGAAAGAUGCACAUUGGCUAUAUUCCUAACAAAGAUGUCAUUGGGAUUUCGAAAUUACCACGGAUAGCAGAUAUGUUCUCGCGUAGGCUACAAAUUCAAGAGAGACUUACAAAAGAUGUUGCCCAUGCAGUAAUGGAAAUACUCAAACCGCAGGGCGUAGCAGUAGUAAUGGAAUCGAGUCAUCUUUGCAUGGUCAUGCGAGGCGUGGAAAAGACAAGCGCAACAACUAUCACAAGUUGUGUACUCGGAUGCAUUGAGAAGAGGGAAAAGACUCGAAACGAGUUCUUCAGUCUGGUCGGACUGAAUAGGCGGUAG
Glarea lozoyensis ATCC 20868 is the source of this 957-nucleotide messenger RNA. RefSeq names its product Tetrahydrobiopterin biosynthesis enzymes-like protein. Gene Ontology annotation, molecular function: GTP cyclohydrolase I activity; GTP binding; zinc ion binding. Gene Ontology annotation, cellular component: cytoplasm. The coding region runs from base 1 to 957 and encodes 318 amino acids. The record is from RefSeq and is a predicted model, not a curated record. The transcript has 3 exons. Gene Ontology annotation, biological process: tetrahydrobiopterin biosynthetic process; tetrahydrofolate biosynthetic process. NCBI's taxonomy places the organism in Eukaryota, Fungi, Ascomycota, Leotiomycetes, Helotiales, Helotiaceae.